Messenger RNA from Amborella trichopoda, 766 nucleotides. The record is from RefSeq and is a predicted model, not a curated record. Lineage: Eukaryota; Viridiplantae; Streptophyta; Magnoliopsida; Amborellales; Amborellaceae.
AAUAGAUCUAAGGUGGUAAUAACUACCUGAUUGUUAAAUGUGUGCUAUAAGAUGGACACUCACAAGGAAAUUUGGGUGGAUGUUUUAACAGAGGAAGAAGCAUGGCUCUUGUUUCGCAAGAAGGCAAGAAGUGUGGUAAACAUGUCAACAACAGCACCCCUCGCGCAUGAGGUUGUCAAAGAAUGUGCAAGCCUGCUACUUGCCAUUAUUGUCGUCGUUAGUGCGAUGAGGGGUAAGGAUAAUGUGCUUGUGUGGAGGAAUGCACUAAGAGCCUUGAGAGAGGUAACAAUGGAGAUCAAUGGCAUGGAAGCUCAAGUAUUUCGGCCAUUGUGGUAUAAUUAUGAGCAAUUGGAAGAUGAAAGCAUUAAGCAAUGUUUCUCAUAUUGCUCUCUAUAUCCAGAGGAUUGGCAAAUUGAAAAGAAUGAGUUGGUCGAUUAUUGGAUAAGUGAGGGGCUCCUAGGCAGAGUUGAUAGUCUAGACGGUUUUAGAAACAAGGGCCACGCUCUAAUUGAAAAAUUGAUUGACUCAUGCAUGAUAGAGAAAGUUCCAGGAGAUGAUGAUACAGUGAAGCUACAUGAUGUGAUCCGAGACAUUGCCACAUGGAUCUGCUCAUCAAGAGAGUGCGGGAGGUUCAUUGUGGCAGCUGGAUUGGGACUGAAGGAAGCACGAAGGGUGGAGCAAUGGAAAGAUGCCCAACGUAUUAUCAUCGAUGAUGAAUGAAAUAGAGAGACUUCCAGAUAGGCCAGUGUGCCAGGCCCCAACAACA